AUGUCGGUCGCGAAACGAAAACGAAGACCUGCUGUGCAGGAGCUUCACGGACAUGUCGAAGGCUGGGACGGUCCCGAGUACGCAUUCUUGCUGCCGGUAGGCGCUGCUGCGUGGCGUCUGCGUUUCGACGCAUGGUCAGGUGCCCUGGCCGGCUCUACCGUCGUGCCGGAGCGGGAGCCCGUGGAGGGUUCGGCUUUUCCGGCUCAGGCGGGCCGUCAGUUCUCAGUAGAGGGUUUCCUCACUAGCACGAGGAGGCUGUCAGUGCAUACAGCGCCAAAAUCGCAGGCAGAGGCGGAGGCGGACGUACAGCUGAGACCCUGCGACCCGCGCAAGCACCCCGACUCGUUGGGAACGGGACAUUGCAGGCUUCGCCUUCUUCCCGCGUUUCCGUCAGACGCGAAUGAUGCGAAUGAUGAACGAACAUUGAUCGUUUUGCAUCUGAAUAGGGCGAUAACAGAAGCCUACCUUGUAGCCCAGUUUGGGCGCUACGGUCCCGUAGAGCAGGCGCUCGUGCAUUGCGACGAGCGGGGCACCCCCAUGGGAUUUGCGAGCAUCCGCAUGAAGUCCAAAGACGCGUGCCGUCAAGCGCUUCGUGAAAUGCACAACAAAAUACUCAUGGGCUCUCGAAUACAAGUGUUUGUUGAUCCAGGCGGAGAUACGGCUGCCGCUCGACGACGAGCGUUAAUCGAUAGAAGGAACCGCUGGGAGCAGGAGCAACGAGCACAACUGGAGAAGCAUCGUCGGCCUGUUGAAGCACAGGCGCUAGAUGCAGCUGCCGGUGCUCGUGGCGUUCCCCACGCUAGCCAGCGACCUGCUGAUCGAUUGAGUUUGACGUCCGACCAGCAAGGCGCUAGUCCGGCGGCGAAUGGCGCUAGAGCCGAUACUCUUGGUGUACAGGGACCUGACGAUCGACUGAUUUUGGCGUCAGAUCAGCAACGUACCAGCCCAGUAAUGACUGCAAGCAGCGCACAGCACGCUGCUGUGACUCGAUAUGCUUCACGAGACGAACGCGACCCUCGGCAACGAGCGACUUGCGCUGGGCGUCAUGGUCUCGUACGGAGCGUGCAAGCGUCUCUGGUGAAUGACGCGAGUCGCCGUGCAUUCGCUGACGCACCCGAACUGGAUAGGGAGCGCCCAAAUCACGCUGACAGGUCGGUUUCGGGUCUGGAUGCGUACCGCUCAGCAACAGCACGAGGUACGAUCGCCGGGAAUGCCUCCCGUACUGAAUCGGGGGUCAGCGUGGCCCGAACAGGGGCACCAACCGCUGGUGGCAGCUUUUCCGAAGAUGCCAGGGUCAUUCAAGUGGCGGGCGUUCCGGUAAAGACGCCGAGAUCCGUACUCAUGUCGGCGUUUCGACGAUUCGGUAAGAUUCUUCGGAUCAAAGGAUGUGCAGAGCCUGGGAAGCGCGAUGCCAGCGAGUCAGCGGUAACGUCGACCGAAGCGGAAUCGCAAACCCGUACGUUCCUCAUGUACUUCAGAACGAGGGAGCAGGCGCUAGAAGCUGCAGCUCACAUGGAUCAGCACAUGAUCAUGGGGAAGCGUGUUCGAGUCUCGUGUGUUGUCGACCAGGCAGUGGCGUCCGGUUCGCGUCCCGAAAUUGGAAACGUCAGGGAUGACGCUGUAGAGGGCGCAGGACAUGCCCAGGGACUCUUGUCGAGAGCGUCGAUGGGUGCAAAUGGGCGACUGGUCCAUUCGGGGGCAUCUGGGCAUCCAUCUUGGAAGCGACUUUCAGAAAGAGGACGCAGCUGCACCAAUGCGCCGUCAGGCGUUACCGAGGACGCUGCCGUACGGGGACGCGUCGCCGGAGACCGCACUUUAUACAAUGCAGCAAAGCCGGUCUGUCCGACAAACUUCUUGGUUUCCACUGAGAUUCACGCGGUGCGUCUGAGCACGCUACCGUUCAAUACACCGCACUAUGAACUUAAUGAGGCGUUGGCGAGCGCUCCCUGUUCUGUGCGAACUGUCGCUCGAGCGCCCUUCUGGUACGUCCUCUUCGCUGACGCCGCCGAUUUGUAUCGCUUUACACGUUGGCUUCGCAGUCGUAACCAGGAGCUGCUCGGUUGUAGCAUUCUGUUCGAGGCUUGCCGGGUAACACUCGCAGAGGACGGCUCCGGAAUCCACGAGGUGACGCUCAUGAGGGCUGAGCGUUCCUUUGCGACGCGCCUGGAACUCCUGGAUGCGAUUGGCGACAUCUUCGAAGGGCAAGUGCGUCAUGCACUUCUGCGGGAUCUGCAUCGCGAGAUUCUCGAUAAGGUUGCACAACAAGUCAUGGAGACGUUCGAGGCCCGCAUGCGUGAAAAGCUCGCCCGUCAACGACUCGAAUCCGGUGGCGACAAAGCAGCCAAACCUCCGCGAAUGGGAUCCGUUUCGCUGGACGUACUACCCGAGCUGGCGAUGAGGCAGCGUUCGCGACGUUCGCCGGGGUCCCAGCCAGGAGCACCCCCCGACCCGCAGUCAGCAGUCGAGAAGGGAGCGAGUGCCUCAUCUGCGGUGGCAGAACUGGCCCGUUUAUCAUCGCGAUCUUCACUCGAUCGCGCUGCACACGACUCGCUCUCAGUAUCGCUCUUGGAAGAUGUGGCGCCCGACGAGGACCAGGUGUACCUGCAAAGAGUUUUAGAGUGCUGCUUCCAACCGACGGACGAUGUGCCGCCUCAGCUGAGCGCUUCGAUCGUCAGUACCCUGGACCAAGACAAAAGCGAUAUCGCUACGCGCUACCGCGAGCACUGGAGCCCGUAUCUGGAAACCUUGUUCGAUACGCAUGGAAUAUGUAUCAAGCAGAAGCUGCAGGAACCAGAGCCGCCAGCAAACUCCACCGGCUGCGCGCGAACUGAAGGCUAUGCGGCGUUUUCGCGUGAGCUCAAGGCAUUCCGUUGGCGUCCGCCGAAACAAGUCAUUAUUCCGGCGGAUGAGGCCCGGCGCUGGAGUGCCACCGGCAGCCUGCGUGGUACCCGCGUCGAGCAACGCCAGCUCCUCUCUGCGGUCAGUGAUCGUGAACAGACCGUACUCUAUCUGCAACAGCGCGAACGAUUCCUGCGCUUCUACCGCUCUGGGAUUCAUGGCUACGGCUUGUGGGCGCUCGAGGACAUCCCCGCCGGUGACUACAUCAUUGAAUACCGCGGGGAGCUGGUACGCUCUGCUGUGGCCGACCUACGCGAACGUGCUUACCGCCAGCAGGGCAUGGGCGACUCGUUCAUGUUUCGUAUCGACGCGGAUACCGUUGUUGAUGCAACCCACAUUGGAAGCGUUGCCCGUUUCGUGAACCACAGCUGCGAUCCGAACGCGAUCGCCCGAAUCGUGCAACUCGGUGGUGCAUCCCAUAUUCUGUUUUACAGCAAGCGUUCGAUCUGUGUGGGCGAGGAGAUUACCUACGACUACAAUUUUGAUAUUGAGGAUGAUGCCUCCGAGAAGGUACCAUGUUUGUGUGGAGCACCCAAUUGCCGUCAGUAUUUGAACUGA
Cyanidioschyzon merolae strain 10D is the source of this 3456-nucleotide messenger RNA. RefSeq lists its product with no specific name. NCBI's taxonomy places the organism in Eukaryota, Rhodophyta, Bangiophyceae, Cyanidiales, Cyanidiaceae. The transcript has a single exon. The record is from RefSeq and is a predicted model, not a curated record. Gene Ontology annotation, cellular component: Set1C/COMPASS complex. Bases 1 to 3456 code for a protein of 1151 amino acids. Gene Ontology annotation, molecular function: histone H3K4 methyltransferase activity; protein binding; RNA binding.